Messenger RNA from Saccostrea echinata, 682 nucleotides. RefSeq lists its product as uncharacterized. The record is from RefSeq and is a predicted model, not a curated record. Lineage: Eukaryota; Metazoa; Mollusca; Bivalvia; Ostreida; Ostreidae. The coding region runs from base 1 to 672 and encodes 223 amino acids. The transcript has a single exon.
AUGUUCCUAACAUUGGGGGUAGACAUUAAAAUAAGGGCCAAAAUCCAUGCCAACGAAUUCGUUAAAUUUGCUACCCUAUUGCCCAAUGACCUUGAUUAUGAAGAAACUGAAAAGUAUAAGUCAGUAGAUAAAGAUGGUCAGUUAAUCUUCGUUAAGACAAAUGAAAAAGGUUCAUUGAAAACAAUCAACAAGUGGGUCGAGGCCUUCCACAUAUUUGUAGCCAUUUAUGCGGAGAAAUUCCCCCAUGAAAUUGGUCAACUGAUGACCUACGCACACACUGUGCAAAAAAUCGCCGACUCUUGUGGGGAUCGAGCGGCCUUACUGUAUGACGAAAAAUUUCGGCGUUGGCGCGAAAAAGAACCUUCCUCGUGUGCAUGGGAUAAGAAAAAUAUUGAACUAUAUCAAGAAGCUUUAGUCUCGGGCCUAGACUUCAAGCUUAAAAGCAAGAAACAGCCCUUUCGUGCCCAACCCAAGCAACAUAGCUACUGCUACUCCUACAACAAUCUUGGAUCAUGCAAUAAAAUCAACUGCCCCCACCAGCAUGUCUGUCAGUACUGUGCGGGAAAGCACCCUCGUCAACGAUGCUACAACCGAUCAAAACAAGGCUUUUCAAAACAAAACACUAAUAAACCCAGUAGCACAUCCAACAAACCAGCACCUUUGUCCAAGUGAAAAAGAUAUA